GAAACAAAAGCAUACACACUAACAUAAGAUUCUCCUUCUUCAUCAUCCCUUGCUCCGAAAGCGAAGGGAGAAAAAUGUAAAAAGAAAAGAAAGAAAGACAGAAAGCAUGUUAUGGGAAGCAGAAGAGGAAGAAGGAAGAAGAAUCUCUGAAAAAGUUCCUGAGAGAAAAAUUUCAAGGGUUCUUCUUCCAUUUCCCCCUUAUCUUUUUGGGGUUCCCAUUAUACCCUUGAAUGUUCUCUAAAUUCUCCCUUUCAACCCUCUUAACCGUUACGUUACGCACAUCCCCAUAAAACCCAUAACAACCUUAACUGUUAACCGUAACCAAUUCCGUUACGAGAAAAUAAUAAUAAUAAUAAACAAAAAUCAAAUUAAUAUAUUUUACAAAAUGUUAUGCACUAAACUUCAAUCGUCUCAACGGAAGAAAAAACCCGGUUUUCCAGUUUACCUUAAUGUCUAUGAUCUUACGCCCAUUAACGGUUAUGCUUAUUGGCUUGGCCUUGGAGUUUACCAUUCUGGUGUUCAAGUUCAUGGUAUUGAAUAUGGAUUUGGAGCGCACGAACGAGACACGACGGGAAUCUUUGAAGUGGAGCCAAGGCACUGCCCUGGAUUCACUUUCAGGAAGUCGAUCUUCAUUGGAAACACAGACAUGGGACCAAAUGAUGUGAGGUGUUUGAUGGAGAAGCUAGCCCAAGAGUUUUCAGGGAACACCUAUCAUCUUAUCCAGAAAAACUGCAACCACUUUUGCCAAGAUCUUUCUCUCAAAUUAACAGGACGCUCCAUCCCUCGAUGGAUCAAUCGUCUUGCUCGAAUUGGUUUUCUCUGCAACUGUGUUCUGCCGCCAAGCCUAAACGACACAAGAAUCAAUCCGCAGGAAGAAAAGAAGAAAAUGAGAACUCAAUCCUGCAGGUUCGAGCCGGCUUUGUCCUCUCCUCCUUCGCUGUCUCGUGGCCAUAGACAUAGCCUUACUGCUCCUGGGUCUUUAGUCAACGAUUCGCAGAUGGCAACCGUUAAGGUAAAGUAAAAGACUUGAGACAGAACAGGAUUCACGCUCUGGAAAUUGUAGGCUAUUAGAAUUUUUAUGUGAGCAACCAAAUAUGGGAAAGGAAGCAAUUUUCUCUGUUUUCUCCCAUAUGUUCUGUUUUCCUGUAUAAAAAAAUGGCAUGGAAUGGUUGCUUCGUUAAUGUGCAUUUUAGAAAUGCUCAAUGCUUACAUUAAUUAUUCUUCUGAGUCUUGAUUAAUAGGGUUAAUGUGUGUACAUUGUUAGGAGGAUAAUGUACAUUUUGCUCAAGUGAAAAUAUAAUGCAAAAGAGAUGUAACAGAUUCAAAUAUCUCAACAUUGUGCUUUACUGGAUCAAAUUGGAGUUCCAAUGAAAGGUUAAAAGAACAACAA
This is a messenger RNA of Arachis stenosperma, 1390 nucleotides long. RefSeq names its product deSI-like protein At4g17486. Bases 386 to 1021 code for a protein of 211 amino acids. Lineage: Eukaryota; Viridiplantae; Streptophyta; Magnoliopsida; Fabales; Fabaceae. Gene Ontology annotation, biological process: protein deubiquitination. The record is from RefSeq and is a predicted model, not a curated record. Gene Ontology annotation, molecular function: deubiquitinase activity. The transcript has 3 exons.